AUGUCCUCAGGGCGCGAUAUUAGCCCCGACCAGAUCCUCCGUCCACGUCCGAAGCGACCUGGCGAGACCUCAAUCGUCAACGGCAACAGUUCGAAUGGUUACAUAGAUCAUCCGCCUUCCGGAGUGUCUAGUGGACGGUCGACACCUGUACCACAGGAUGCUCCUCCGUCGAAGCAGUCCAUCUCAUCUGCACGCAAGCACGCUCGUGCGCAGGCCAAAGCAGGCCGACUCUUCCACAACAUAAGAUACACGGCGCGGGUCUCACACUUCGACCCGAAGAGCGAACAUGCAGACUUCCGCGGCUUCUUCGUGCUCUUCUGGGUCGGACUGACCAUCCUGGUCGGCACAACGGUCCUGCGGAACAUCAAAGAAACUGGCUACCCAUUACGAGUGCAAGUGUACCGCAUACUGUCCAAGAAUGUCAUUGCGUUGGCGCUUUCCGAUGUUGCCAUGGUCGUGAGCACUGGACUGUCUCUGCCCUUCCAGAGGCUCUUCCGCAGCGGUCCGAAGGUACUGCAAUGGCGCAAUGCAGGCUUCUGGAUACAGUCGAUCUACGAGCUUGGGUGGCUGGCACUGUGGACACAACUGCCUUUCCUGCUCAACUGGACAUGGACAGCUCAAGUCUUCUUCGCCUUGCAUACGCUGACCUUUCUCAUGAAAAUGCACUCGUACGCAUUCUACAAUGGCCAUCUCUCCGAAACCGAACGCAGAUUGCACGCAUUGGACGAGCCUAAGCCAGACGAGCAAUACGAUGCCGCUUACAAGUACCCAUCGUCUCCUAACCGGAUUGUGGAACUCAACGAUGCGAUAAUUGAGAAGCAGGAGUCCGACGAGAAAUUGACAAAGUUGCGAAAAGACCUGGCCUUCGAGCUCACAUCGCCAAUGGGACAAGUCACCUUUCCACAGAACCUUACUGUAUGGAAUUAUGCCGACUACACCCUCUGCCCGACGCUUUGCUACGAACUUGAAUACCCACGCACUUCCGGCAUCCGGUGGUUGGAGGUCUUUUGGAAGACUCUCGCUGUGUUCGGCUGCAUCUUCCUGAUGACAAUCAUCUCAGAAGAGUUCAUCACACCCAUCUUGGCGGAUAGUGCCAUUCGCCUUAGGACCACGGAUCGACUGAGUGAUCGGUCUCUGAUUCUGGCGGAAACCGUCAGCUUACUCCUCUUUCCUUUCAUGAUCACAUUCCUGCUCGUAUUCCUUGUCAUCUGGGAAUAUGUUUUGGGGGCCUUCGCGGAGCUCACUUGCUUCGCCGACCGUCACUUCUACUCGGACUGGUGGAACAGCACAGACUGGCUGGAGUUCUCCCGAGAAUGGAACAUACCUGUGUAUCACUUCCUUCGGCGGCAUGUCUACUUCAGUAUGUUGAACUACACCUCGAAUGGCGUUGCAAUGGCGGUGACUUUCCUGGUCUCGGCGCUUGGGCAUGAGUUGAUUAUGGGCUGUAUCACCAAAAAGUUGAGAGGCUAUGGCUUCUUUGCGAUGAUGUUGCAGCUACCGAUCGUGGCUGUUCAACGGAGUCCAUUGCUGAAGGGGAAUUGGGUGCUCAACAACGCCGCUUUUUGGUGUAGCAUGGUAUUGGGACUGGCUAUGAUGUGCAGUUUCUCCAUCACCGACCUCCCCAACAUCAACUUCUCCGCCUUAGUCAAAGACGUCAACUAUGUUGUCGUCAUGCUGGGCGACAAAUCCAUCCAAGUCAACGGCUACCAACCCGUCACGCAGUUCAUGAAGCAGCUCGUGCCCGCGAUGCGUGAGCACGGUGUGAAGCGAGUGCUGUACCAGGCUGGGGCGUUUACGCGGCCUGCGGGCGGCUCGUUGAGUCCGAUACUUUGGUGUUUGAGGUAUACGAUCGCGAGGGCGUUUGAGGGGCAGCAUCAGGAUAAUGAGGCUACGGGGGAGUAUUUGCUGAAGGAGUGUAAGGAUAUGGAGUGGAGCGUGCAUCGGGCGGGCAUUGGUGGGGAUACGCCGUCGAAGGGGACGUUGGUUCGAUCGGAGACGGAUUUCAAUGUGGGGAAUCAUGUUGAUUGUGCGGUGUUUAAUUAUAAGACGGUGAUGGACGACGGGGCGGUUAGGGGCACGUGGUUUAGCUAUUAUGCGAACGCGAGGGUUGGAAGCCCUGAAGACCACCAUCCGUCAUCAACACAGACGACAGCGGAGCAGGUAUCUCUGGAGAACAGCCACAGCCAGCACCCUUACACCCUCAGAGAGGAAUCUAGCGUCUCUCUGGCAGAGCGCAAAAGCACCAAAUGCAGCCCUCUCUCGUCCUCGAGACACCUGCUCACCGGCACCCAGCCCACUGAUCUCUCGAGUUUACCGCAAGCCCGCGCCGAGCCGAUCUCUUCAUCAAGGUCGGUAGAUUGGACGAAGCCAAUCCGCUUGCCUCUCGAGUAUACCACGAACGCGAGCCGGGACGAUCUCUUCCUCAAGACCAGUAUUGGAUCGGGAGCCGGCACCACACCCAAACCCAACCGCACCCACACCCUCAACAACUCACCAGAUGAAAACCCGCCACCAAACCUACACCUUCCACCGAAAAACCACCGCCAGCCCCAACCAACCGCACCAAAAAGGCACUCCCUUGGUACCCCUAAUCCGAAACCACACACGCCCCCAGAGCCCGCCCAACACGCAGACACCGAAAAAAAGAGUCAAGAACGAGCGGCGCGCACCUUCUAG
Molecule: messenger RNA, 2676 nt
Organism: Cyphellophora attinorum
Lineage: Eukaryota; Fungi; Ascomycota; Eurotiomycetes; Chaetothyriales; Cyphellophoraceae
Product: putative sterol O-acyltransferase 2
Exons: 3
Coding region: 1-2676 (891 amino acids)
Biological process (GO): ergosterol metabolic process
Cellular component (GO): endoplasmic reticulum membrane
Molecular function (GO): ergosterol O-acyltransferase activity
Source: RefSeq, a predicted model, not a curated record